AUGGAAGUUUCGGACAUUAAGCCGAUUCUGGAAUGGAUGAAGGCCAGUGCUUCUAAGCCCAAGUGGAGCGACGUCUCAGCAAUGAGUUCGACCACGAAAAGCUAUUGGGAUCAAUGGGACAGAUUGCUGAUUCAGGAUGGAGUCCUGUGCCGUAAAUGGGAAAAUGGUCGAAGAGACAGAUGUCAUUUGCAAAUGGUUGUCCCUAAGGCUAAAGUACCGGAUGUUCUACAGCUGUACCAUAGUGUUUGUUCAGGAGGACACCUGGGAGUUAAACGAACUCUACUGAAGAUUCGAGAACAGUUUUACUGGGUCCAUUGUUAUGACGAUAUCGAGGACUGGUGCCGCAAAUGUACAACUUAUGCGGACAGAGAGGAAUGCGCCUCUACUACGAAUUUGAGGUCCCUUUACAGAAAGGGACCUCAAAUUCGUAGUAGAGGCGCAUUGAAAUUGUAUAAUGUUGGUGCACCAUGGGAUAGGAUAGCCAUUGACGUUGCGGGACCAUUUCCGGAAAGUGAAAGUGGUAACAAGUAUUUUAUGGUUGUGAUGGAUUACUUCACUAAGUGGCUAGAAGUCUUCGCCAUUCCAAAUGAAGAAGCUUCAACAGUUGCAGAUAAACUAGUUCAUGAAGUCUUCUGUCAUUUUGGAGUACCUUUAGAGAUUCACAGCGAUCAAGGAAGGAAUUUUGAGUCUCAAAUAUUCCAGGAAACUUGUACAGUUAUGGAUACUCAUAAAACAAGAACAACUUCUUACCACCCACAAUCUGAUGGAAUGGUAGAACGAUUUAUUCAGACAUUGGAGAGGUACCUAACAAAAGUUGUGGAAAAACGGCAACGAGACUGGGACAGGCACAUACAACCGUUUUUGGUGUUAUAUCGAAGCGCUGUUCACGAACAUACAUCAGUGACACCAGCUUUCGCAAAGUUUAGGAGAGAAUUACGGCUGCCUGCUGACCACCGGAAUAUCACCUGCCCCGACGCAGUAUAA
Messenger RNA from Parnassius mnemosyne (clouded apollo), 984 nucleotides. The record is from the annotation of a GenBank genome assembly. Lineage: Eukaryota; Metazoa; Arthropoda; Insecta; Lepidoptera; Papilionidae.